Penicillium waksmanii is the source of this 699-nucleotide messenger RNA. RefSeq lists its product as uncharacterized. The transcript has a single exon. The record is from RefSeq and is a predicted model, not a curated record. Lineage: Eukaryota; Fungi; Ascomycota; Eurotiomycetes; Eurotiales; Aspergillaceae. The coding region runs from base 1 to 699 and encodes 232 amino acids.
AUGGAGACUAGUCGCUGGCCAGAGGCCUUACCACCCUAUGAACCCUCUCCGGACUAUAGUCCGACAGACGAAAAGAAAGACCAAAUCCUUCUCGAGCCCGACUCUUCCGAGCCAGGCUUCGCCAAUUCAUCAACUCUCAGUCGCGGCCUACAAGUACCGUCCCGCAAUGCAGCCACAAGUUCCGGCUUCGCCUACCCAGAGGAGCUAUCUAGGCACGAAAUCUCUCAAGAAAGAUGGACAGAAUUCACAGCAGCGAUCUGUGAAGAAGCCAAACUCUCCCGCCAACAGUGGACCACUGUCAUCGGCAAAGGUCUAGGGACACUCGCGCUGGGAGGCGUGAUGAUCGGAAUUCUUGGUGCGAUACCUGCAGUCCUGGUCGCGAAGCACGCUAGGAGACGACAGGAACAGCGGAAUUUAAUCGCUUCGAUGGCUGGUGCUCGUGGUGAGCAGCUAUCAAGGCAUCUGGCGCAUUGGAAUGAGACAUUUUUCCGACCUAGAGGCGUACUCAUUCGCGUGGAUCUACCGGAUGAGUACCUGGAUGAUAUGGAUAUCAUGGAUCUGCACAGCGGGGGAUCGAAAAAGAGCGAAAAUCGUGCCAGGGAAGACGCAGCCCUUAAAGCCAGAAUUGUUAUUAUUCCCCUGGACAGAUCGGCUUCUGGGAGAUCAAGUAGCGACGAUGGAAGGAGUCAGUCGCGUUGA